Actinia tenebrosa (Australian red waratah sea anemone) is the source of this 1010-nucleotide messenger RNA. RefSeq lists its product as uncharacterized. The record is from RefSeq and is a predicted model, not a curated record. Gene Ontology annotation, molecular function: protein binding. Lineage: Eukaryota; Metazoa; Cnidaria; Anthozoa; Actiniaria; Actiniidae.
AAAGGACUAGGGAUUAAUUUUGCCUUGAUUAUCGAGUUCUGAAAUGCAAUAAGACAUUUCGACAAUUGCUCUCGAUUCUAUUAAGUGUUGUUUGAGAACCGAAUUAGAGAGUCAAAAAUGAAUUUACAAAUCAGCAAUGGAUUCUAUCAUUUCCGCGUUCUCUUGGUGAUGAUAACAUUCAACCAAAUCAAACCAGGAUCAUUUACAGAUAAUAACUGUGCUGACAGAUUGAUUGGUGUAGAGAACAGAUAUAUCAUACCUGACAGCAGUUUUACAGCAACUUCGCAAUACUACAACACUCACUAUCCAUACCACGCUAGACUUAACAGUGACUUAAGAGGAUGGGCUGCAAAGACAAAUUCAGAUCCAAAUGACUAUCUACAGAUUGACUUUGGACUUCCUUACGUCAUCUGUGCUGUAGCAACACAGGGUAGCAGUGCUGGUGAUGAGUGGGUGACACAGUACAAGAUAAGUCUGUCCAUGGAUAAUAUAAAAUGGAAGCCUUACCAAGAGAACGGGGCACUAAAGUUUUUUGCUGGAAACACCGACAGAAGAACCAUCAAAAAACACUUCCUUUCUCAACCCUUGACGAGAUGUAUCAGAUUCAUACCUACAACGUACCAAUCCUGGAAAACAAUGAGAGUAGGGGUCUAUGGAUACUUAAAAGCUUGCGAGAACUCUCCUCUUGGCAUGGAAUCAGGAGCUAUUCAAUAUGGCAAUAUAACAGCUUCAUCUGAUGUACAUCUAGUCAAGAAUGCUAGACUACAUUACACAUCAGGCUCAUCGUGGUGUGCCUCUACAAGCGACUCUGAUCCAUAUCUACAGAUUGACUUGGGAACAUCUCAUCUUAUUUGUGCUGUGGCGACACAGGGAAAUAGCAUAGCAGACCAGUGGGUGAAGACGUACCAGAUAGAUACAUGGAACUCAGCAACAUGGACCACUUAUCAGGAGAACAAUAUUGACAGGGUAAUGUAUCAUUAGUGAUAGUAUGCUAGAUCAGUGGGUGAAGA